CUCCUCGCACACUUCAUAAUCUUCCCUCAACAUGCCGCCAAGGAAAUCUGGCUCGACGAGUGCCUCCACAUCGGCCUCGUCUCGCAAGACGACUUCCUCCAUCUCCUCUGCAUUCAGAGCCACUGGGUCAAAGUCGGCCUCAUCCCCCUUCUCAGCUCCCGGAAGCAAACCCGGCUCUCGCUCCUCGUCGCUGACCAAGCCCUCGUUGAAGGACUCGGCAGCAGCACCUCGAUCAUCCAGUGUCAUUGUAGAGAGGAGUGCUUCCCCGGAGAAGAAGGAGGAGAGGCCGCUGAGUAAAAAGGAGGAAGACGAGGCGAGGGAUCUGCCUGAUUUGGAUGUGGAUGAUAGGAGCUACAAUGGUAUUUGGAAGGUGGUGCAGCAAGAGAAGUUGGGAAAAGUGGGAGCUAUCCAUGCCGCUGGCCAAAACAAGAUCCACCACAUCCUGCGCACCUUUGACCUAGACCCAGCCUAUGGCCCCUGUCUUGGACUCACACGGCUGGAGCGAUGGACCAGGGCGAAAGAGUUGGGCGAGGAGCCGCCGGUGGAGGUGUAUGAGAUUCUCAACACAAAAGAGGGGAGGCUGAGGGCAGAGUAUAGGGAGAAUUGUCUGGCCGGUACGGGGAUCUGAGCGGGAGAAGUGGGCAGUGCAACGAUUCGGUGAUGAUAGGGCCUAUUGGCGUGCCGACCGCCCACCGCAAGUUGUCGUCUUGUCCUCGCUUCUCGUAUGCUCGCUCCGCUGAUGUAUGUUGUCAUCUUGGCUCUCCAGGUGUCUCGCGACGCCAUGUUCCGCUCUUCUCAUUCGUCGCCUUUCCCAAGUACAAUUGUGUCCAUACCAAAGAGGAUCUCACUC
Messenger RNA from Microstroma glucosiphilum, 850 nucleotides. RefSeq lists its product as hypothetical. Gene Ontology annotation, biological process: DNA-templated DNA replication; DNA synthesis involved in DNA repair. Bases 32 to 628 code for a protein of 198 amino acids. Gene Ontology annotation, molecular function: DNA-directed DNA polymerase activity. NCBI's taxonomy places the organism in Eukaryota, Fungi, Basidiomycota, Exobasidiomycetes, Microstromatales, Microstromataceae. The record is from RefSeq and is a predicted model, not a curated record. The transcript is spliced from 2 exons. Gene Ontology annotation, cellular component: delta DNA polymerase complex.